ACCGCCAUCGCCUCCUUUCUUCCCUCCGGGCUAGCGCACACGGCACACAACUCUCGCUGCUGCUGAGCUUGUUUGGAGCCGCUUCUUAACGGCUUUUUUACGGGAAAAAAAGGCGGACGAACUCUCCCAAACGGCGGCCCACUUGUCCCGCCCGCGAUUCUUCUCCCGGCGGUGUUUCAACGUGGAAGCCGAAUCGGCAGGCGUCCAGGCGAGCGCGCAGGGGAAAAUCCCACCGAUUCGCUCGGCUCUCGCCCCCUCCGCUCGCUCGAGAAGCACCGGCGCCGCCGACUCCGGGCUCCUCCUCCCCGCGCGCGGCCGCUGGGUUCCUCCUCCUCCUCGCGACGCAAGGCGCUGUCUCCCUCCUCGCGCGGCGGCGGCCGCCGCCUCCCAAACGCUCCGUUGCUUUUGCUGCUGAAGCCCAGCGGCACCGCCUUCCGGAUUCCCUCCGGCUUCUGCUCCGGCGGUCGGAUCUCGCGCCGCGUCGCCCCGCCUUUGAGGCAGAGAAGGUGUUCAACUCUGUUUCCGAUUGAUUGGAUUGUCUGUACGUUCAUUGCUAGUGCAUUAUGGAAGAUGAUGGUACUACAUGAGGUCAAAUGAAAGUCAUGCAUAUACCUUCCUUCUGAUGGCCAGGGUAUGUUAAUUGUUCAGUUUGGUAGCUGUCUAGAUACACCAGCACACCACAAAUUCUCUCACACUCAAUAUGCCGACAUGGUGGGGUAAAUCAUCGUCAAAAGAUGUUAAGAAAACCACCAAGGAAAACCUGAUCGAUACAUUUCAUCGCUUGAUAAGUCCAAAUGAGCAAAAGGGAAGCACAAAAUCAAAACGGAAUUGUAGGCGUGGCAAUACAGCUGCUGAGAAAGUUUGCAAAUCAACAACAGUGUCACGUCCAACUUCUCCUUCAAAAGAAGUUUCCCGCUGCCAAAGUUUUUCGGCUGAUAGGCUGCAUGCUCAGCCACUUCCUAUUCCUGGAGUACGCCCUCGAGUAACUCGUGCAGUUGCUGAUGUCAAUGAUUCAAAGCCCAUAUUGGAAAAACGUGGCAAACCACCACUACUUCUGCCACUUCCUAAACCCAAUCCGCUUCAACGGGGACCUGGAAGCAGUGAUAUUCCUUCAGAAAUAGUGGUUGCUUCUGUCUCUAGCAAUUGUUCUGCUGAUAGUGAGGAUCGUGCAGAUUCUCAGCUUCAGAGCCCUGUUGGGAAUGAUAGUGACAAUGUAACAAAGGUUUCUUCAAAGAAAAAGUCAAGUAAUGUUCGCAAGGAUCAAUCUGGUGCUAUUACUACCAAGACCACGAAGGAAAUAUUGAAGCCAGCUGCUAAUGCAUUCCCCAGUAACCAUACACAGUCCACGCCACCAAGAGGUAUUUCAGCUGACAAUAAUCAACCAGAUUUACAAAAUCUCCGGCCAGUAGUUUUCGAGAGUGCUCCCAAUAGUUUGAUGUCAAGUCCUUCGAGAAGUCCAAGACCAAUAUGUCCUGAUCAUAUUCCGACUUCAGCCUUUUGGGCAGUGAAGCCUCAUGCUGAUGUAACUUUCCUUGGAUCUGGUCAGUGCUCCAGUCCAGGUUCAGGGCAAACAUCUGGACAUAAUUCAGUGGGUGGCGAUAUGCUAGCCCAGCUUUUUUGGCAACCCACCAGGGGUAGUCCAGAGUGUUCACCAGUUCCUAGCCCAAGAAUGACGAGUCCUGGCCCUAGUUCUCGUGUGCAUAGUGGAAGUGUUUCCCCGUUGCAUCCAAGGUCUGGAGGAGUGGCACCUGAAUCUCCUACGAGUCGGCAUGAUGAUGGAAAGAAGAAGCAAACCCAUAAAUUGCCCCUUCCACCAUUGAGCAUCUCUAACACUAACAGUUCAUUUCUUCCAAAUAACUCCAUGCCAAGCAGUCCUAUUUCAGUACCCCGCAGCCCUGGCAGAACAGAGAAUCCAUCAAGUCCUGCAUCACGAUGGAAGAAGGGCAAGCUGAUUGGUCGUGGGACAUUUGGUCAUGUAUAUGUUGGCUUCAACAAUGAUAGCGGUGAAAUGUGCGCAAUGAAAGAGGUUACCCUAUUCUUGGAUGAUCCUAAAUCAAAGGAGAGUGCAAAGCAAUUGCGGCAGGAAGUAUCACUCUUGAGCCGCUUAAGGCAUCCAAAUAUUGUACAAUACUAUGGAUCAGAAAUGGUUGAAGAUAAACUUUACAUAUAUUUGGAAUAUGUUUCUGGUGGAUCCAUACAUAAACUUCUUCAAGAGUAUGGACAGCUUGGUGAACCAGCAAUACGCAGCUACACCCAACAGAUACUUUCAGGCUUAGCUUAUUUGCAUGCCAAGAAUACCGUCCAUAGGGACAUCAAAGGUGCAAACAUACUAGUUGAUCCAAGUGGCCGUGUUAAGCUUGCAGACUUUGGAAUGGCAAAGCAUAUCAAUGGACAGCACUGUCCUUUUUCAUUUAAGGGUAGUCCAUACUGGAUGGCUCCAGAGGUUAUAAAAAAUUCUAAUGGAUGCAACCUUGCGGUUGACAUAUGGAGUUUAGGUUGCACUGUCCUGGAAAUGGCUACCUCAAAGCCACCAUGGAGCCAGUAUGAAGGGAUUGCUGCAGUGUUCAAGAUUGGGAACAGCAAGGAACUUCCGCCAAUACCGGAUCACCUCUCGGAGCACUGCAAGGACUUCAUUAGGAAGUGUCUGCAACGUGAUCCAUCUCAGCGUCCAACGUCAGUUGAGCUUUUGCAACACCCAUUCAUACAAAAUGGAGUUUCACUUGAGAAAUCUGUUAUUCCUAAUCAUUUGGAGCAUUUGGCUGCCAUAUCAUGCAGAACAAAACCCAAGGUGGCCGUGCAGACAAGAAAUGCCUCCUUAGGUUUCGAGGGUCAGACUAUUUACCAAAGAAGGGGUGUAAAAUUAUCUUCAAAACACAGUGAUAUUCAUAUUCGAAGCAAUAUAUCCUGUCCAGUUUCUCCAUGUGGAAGCCCCCUGCUAAAGUCGAGGUCCCCCCAACACACAAGUGGCAGAAUGUCACCCUCUCCUAUUUCGAGCCCCAGAACUAUGUCAGGCACUUCCACACCCCUAUCUGGUGGCAAUGGUGCUAUUCCUUUUAACCACCUAAGGUAUGCAACUUACAGCAGUGAGGGAUUUGGGACCACAUCAAGAGGCCUAGACGAUCAUUUCCCGAACCGGCAUAAAGAUCCGAUCCUUGGGCAUUUUGCUCAGGCACAUCAAGUCUCACAGGGACCUCGGGAAAGAGUAGUAUCUGAAGCUGAUAUUCUGAGCCCUCAAUUUGGAAAGAAACUUGGAAAUGUUUUUGACUUGCGGGAAAGGCUAUCCCCUUCUGAACAUUUUACUCGUCAUGCCUUGGUGGAUCAUGUGGAUCUAAAUCCUUCACUAGACCUGACAUCUGGCUCUCUACACCCUGGACUAAAGCGUGGUAAAUAACUAUUGAAUGUAAAAAGCAGGGUGGCAUUUUUUGAGUUUUUUGGCUGCUAUGACCAUUCAAUGACUGCAACUGUAUCAUAGUAUCAGAAAGAUUGACAAUUUCUUUAGAAGCUAAUGGUUGGCAAUGGAUGGGAUCUUUGUUGUCAUCAAUGCAAUUCAAGUCAACAAAGAUUCUGCCUAUUCCUACAUGGCUGAGCAAGUCUCCUUAGCAUACUAAACUCGCGUGCUAACAAGUAACAAGUGUCGAAUGAUGGGACUGUAUAUUGGAUUCCCAGACUGAAUCACUGAAGGACCCAAAGCAGUAACUCUCCAUUUGUAUACCCUACUCACCCCAAUAUGUAACCUAUUCUUUGUUCCAUUUUUUUUCUUGGCGUCCUGAUGCCAGUGUACAGAAGGAUUCUCAACUAGGAGCCUGGUUUUUGCACAGGAAAAAAACAGUUGAACUAGUCACUCAGCAAUCAGUACCUUUAUCUGUUCAUUCACAGUUACAUACCCCACCCAUGGUUGUAGCUGGUGCAGUGGUGCUGGAAGUCGAGUCAGCAUUGAUGAAAUUAUUUUGUACUCCCACCGUGACAAAUUAUAAAACGCAAGUUGACCA
This is a messenger RNA of Sorghum bicolor (sorghum), 3989 nucleotides long. Its product is annotated as mitogen-activated protein kinase kinase kinase YODA. NCBI's taxonomy places the organism in Eukaryota, Viridiplantae, Streptophyta, Magnoliopsida, Poales, Poaceae. Gene Ontology annotation, molecular function: ATP binding; protein kinase activity. The coding region runs from base 701 to 3391 and encodes 896 amino acids. The transcript has 14 exons. The record is from RefSeq and is a predicted model, not a curated record. Gene Ontology annotation, biological process: protein phosphorylation.